Messenger RNA from Carassius gibelio (silver crucian carp), 1289 nucleotides. It is a transcript of the gene idi1, whose product is annotated as isopentenyl-diphosphate delta isomerase 1. NCBI's taxonomy places the organism in Eukaryota, Metazoa, Chordata, Actinopteri, Cypriniformes, Cyprinidae. The record is from RefSeq and is a predicted model, not a curated record. Gene Ontology annotation, molecular function: isopentenyl-diphosphate delta-isomerase activity. Gene Ontology annotation, cellular component: cytoplasm. Gene Ontology annotation, biological process: isoprenoid biosynthetic process; isopentenyl diphosphate biosynthetic process. The coding region runs from base 211 to 1032 and encodes 273 amino acids. The transcript has 5 exons.
ACGUCAUCUGUAGGCGUAAACCCGUGUGAUCGUCUGCAGUGGUCUUUACCAUAGACUUAUAUGAUGUCUAUGGUCUUUACUGUCUAUGGCAGUGAUUGGUAUACCUCUGUGUGCGCUAAUAUUAAGACUCGCGCACUAUUUAUCUUUGAGCAGCGCGUGGUGUGAUGGCGUGUUGGUUGAGCUGCAGUGUGAUUGGUCAGUGAGGGGCUCAUGGCGCGCGUGUUAUGGUCGGUUGUGCGGCUCGUCAGAGUAAACAAACCCGCGGCUCGAGCUCAAACUCACGCACAGCUUCAUCUAGCUGCUCCACAUCACACACAGAGUCAGAGGCAGCUCAGUUCACCUGUAAGGAUGCCAGAAGUUGACGUGGAUCAUCUGGAUGAGAAGCAGGUGCAGUUGCUUGCAGAGAUGUGCAUCCUCAUCGACGACAAUGACAGGAAGAUUGGAGCCGACAGCAAGAAAAACUGCCAUCUCAACUCCAAUAUUGAUAAAGGAUUAUUGCACCGAGCGUUCAGUGUUUUCCUGUUUAACAGUGAGGAAAAGCUGCUCCUUCAGCAGAGAUCCAAUGCCAAAAUCACCUUUCCAGGCUGUUUCACCAACACUUGCUGCAGUCACCCUCUCCACACGGCCGGUGAACUGGAGGAUCAGGACGCUAUCGGGGUCCGCCGCGCCGCUCAGAGACGCCUGCAGGCGGAGCUCGGCAUUCCCACGGAUCAGGUGCCUCCAGAAGAGAUGACCUAUCUGACCCGCAUCCACUAUAAAGCCCGGUCAGACGGCGUCUGGGGCGAGCACGAGAUCGACUACAUCCUCUUCAUGCAGAAAGAUGUGGAUCUGAAUCCAGACCCCAACGAGAUCCAGAGCCACUGCUACGUGUCCAAAGAGGAGCUGAAGGAGCUCCUGGAGAAAGCCCAGAGGAAAGAGCUGGAGAUCACGCCCUGGUUCAGUCUGAUCGCAGAGACCUUCCUCUUCAAGUGGUGGGACAACCUCCAUGACCUCAAACAGUUCAUCGACCACGACAGCAUCCACCGCAUGUAGGCCGCGUCUGGAAAGGACUCUUUAACGGUUCAUUAAAGCACAGUUUGGCCAUGUUUCUGAAUUUUUGGACAGGCUAGGAGGUUUAUUUACGUUGAAGUUCUGAUUGGUAGAUUGCAGGAACACGAAGCAUCUGUCAGAGGACCGAAGGAGGAUUGUGUGAAGAGCCUGGUUUCAGAUGAGAGACUCAGAUAAAACUAUCAGGACUCAUUGUGAGGUUUACAGUUAUGUAAAGUAAUUAUUAAAGAAGUAAAAAGAUA